Molecule: messenger RNA, 738 nt
Organism: Clonostachys solani
Lineage: Eukaryota; Fungi; Ascomycota; Sordariomycetes; Hypocreales; Bionectriaceae
Source: the annotation of a GenBank genome assembly
AUGCCUUUAAGUCUACUCUCUCGCUCCAGUACCUUGGUCGAUGUUGUACCCAAAGCCUCGGGAGAGGAAUGGGACCCUGUCGCCAAAAAGACCAGGUCUGCAACUCUACCUUCUCACUCCACUACCUUGGUCGAUGUUGUACCCAAGGCCUCGGGACUCUUCCCCGGAAAAUGGGACCCCUUCUCUGAUUGGAACCUCGGGCAACCUCACGAGUACUGGUUAGCAGCCAGGCCACAUGAAGGCUAUCCCUUCCCAGAGUAUUUGGGGCAUGGUGAUUCUGGUCCAUACCGACUAGGUGCUGUCUUCUCCUACCCCCACGACAUGGGUUCAAUCAUCUUUGCCCCAAAGGCCAUGCCAGACAAGUAUGCUGUUUGCACCUCCGGCCCGGAUAAAUCUUACGAACGUAGUUCCUCCAACUCCACUAUCAUACAACGGUUCCGUUUCCAACAACUCGAACAGCACUGGGCCAAGGAAUACCACUUGUGUAGCAUGAUUGACGAAUCUGUCUGGGACAAUGUUGAACCGCGCCGCUGGGGCCGCCCCCGCGUCUACGUCAUUACGGGCUUGAGGAUUGUCGACGGCUUGGAGGUGUGGGACGGUAAAUUUUACCGGAAAUUUGACGGUCGCGUCAUCUUCAGCUACCAGAUGCACGAGGUCAAAAAGAAUGGGGAGCCAAGACUUUGCGACCCUUACUCAUCGCAUCGUACAGCUGAGCCUUGGCUAGCUAGCAUUUGUUGA